AUGAUAUUAGCUAAAGAACUUCAUAAACCAGUUAGAAAAAAAUUUACUAAACGAAGAAUUUUUACUAAAGGUAUUGACGAUUUAUGGGCUGCUGAUUUAGUUAUAAUGAGAAAUUAUUCUGAUGAAAAUAAGGGUUAUUCUUAUAUAAUAACUGUUAUAGAUACGUUUUCAAAAUUUUCUUGGGCUUUAGAACUCAAAAAGAAAGAUGGAAUUAAUGUUUCAGAAGCAUUUGAAAAAAUAAUAAAACAAGCUAUAUCACAAAAUCAUAAUGCACCAAAAUUACUUCACGCAGAUAAAGAAAAAUCGUCAAUUAUUGAAAGAUUUAAUAGGACAUUAAACAGUAAAAUGAGAUUACAUUUUGAAGUUUUUGAAAAAUGGAUUAAAAUUUUACAAAGCUUAAUAGAUGAAUAUAAUUUCAAAGACAUACAUCGAUCUAUUGGUAUGAGACCUUGUGAA
Molecule: messenger RNA, 456 nt
Organism: Acyrthosiphon pisum (pea aphid)
Lineage: Eukaryota; Metazoa; Arthropoda; Insecta; Hemiptera; Aphididae
Exons: 2
Biological process (GO): DNA integration
Molecular function (GO): nucleic acid binding
Source: RefSeq, a predicted model, not a curated record